Lycium ferocissimum is the source of this 1263-nucleotide messenger RNA. Its product is annotated as transcription factor DUO1. The record is from RefSeq and is a predicted model, not a curated record. Lineage: Eukaryota; Viridiplantae; Streptophyta; Magnoliopsida; Solanales; Solanaceae. The transcript has 3 exons. Bases 168 to 1097 code for a protein of 309 amino acids.
AAUGGUGGGAAGAUAGUGCUUAUAACCGCCUUAACUGUCACUACCCACAAACUCAUUAAAUAAACAAACAAAAACCCAUAAAAAAAAAGAAGAAGAUAAUAAUCAAACUUGCAGCAAAAAGAUCGAAGGACAAUUAUAAUAGUUGUUGUAAUUAGUGGGAGUGGAAAAUGAGUGAGAUGAUAAAGAAAGGGCCAUGGAAAGUUGAAGAAGAUGAAGUGUUGAUUAAACAUGUGAAGAAAUAUGGGCCAAGAAAUUGGAGCUCCGUUCGAUCCAAAGGACUUUUACAGCGUACUGGAAAAUCUUGUCGUCUUCGUUGGGUCAAUAAACUGAGACCCAACUUGAAAACUGGAGUGAAGUUUUCAGCAGAGGAGGAGAGGACUGUAAUUGAACUGCAGGCACAAUUUGGGAACAAAUGGGCUAGAAUUGCUACAUAUUUGCCUGGAAGAACUGACAAUGAUGUCAAGAAUUUUUGGAGUAGCCGGCAAAAGAGAUUGGCUAAGAUUCUGCGGAACUCAGCGCCACAGCCAAGUAAACCACAAAAGAAUAUCAACAGGGAAGCCCCUUCUGCUCUUCAAAAAGUUCCCUCAGUUGAGGCACCAAAAUUGAACUCAUUGGCAGAGGAAAGGUCUUUGUCCAUGUCCCAGUAUUGCUCAUCAUCCUAUAUGAAUAGCUUUGACACAACCAACAUGGUCCCACUGCCAGAGCUAGUGAAUUCAACUUCAUUUCCUUUUGAGCCAGAACUGCUUCAACUUGAGUUCACUCCCUAUGAGAAGAGAACCUGCAUCUGGCCACAGUUUCCGCUCCCUUUUACUCAGAUUCCAGUCCAAACUAACUUUGGUCACUCACUCGAAUAUCAAGAAUUACCCAUGAAACUUGAGGAGACUGACUUCUUAGAUUAUUUCGGGCAGCUUAGUGCUUCUGAUAUAGGAAAUGUGCAAGUCCCUCAAGGGUCGUCGUGUUCAGGACAAGAGAGAAGCUCUGAGAUUACAGUGAAGAGAGAAAUGGACAACCCCCUUACCCCAGAUAGCUUCAUCGAUGACUUUCCCUUGGACAUGUUUGAUUACAUGGAUCCACUGCCAAGCCCAUCCGAAUGGUGAUAUGGUGAUUAUUCUAUUUCAGACAGGACGAAAGGAAAUUGUUACUAGCAUGUUAGACAGAUUUGUAGUACUCUAUGCAACAUGAUUGCUAUAGUAGCUAUUCUUUUUAUGAGACAAUUUGCCUAGUGCUUAACUGCUUCUAACAGUUGUUCAUCUAGUAGAUUGA